Messenger RNA from Capsella rubella, 1128 nucleotides. RefSeq names its product putative F-box protein At1g70390. Lineage: Eukaryota; Viridiplantae; Streptophyta; Magnoliopsida; Brassicales; Brassicaceae. The record is from RefSeq and is a predicted model, not a curated record. Gene Ontology annotation, molecular function: protein binding. Bases 1 to 1128 code for a protein of 375 amino acids. The transcript has a single exon.
AUGGUUUACGAAACACUUCCGCAGGAUCUACAUAGGGAGAUUUUAUCAUUUUUGCCUAUGAAAACGUUGGCGAGAUGCCUCUGCGUCUCGAGGCAAUGGGAAUCUCUUAUCCGUGGGGAAGACUUCAAAGAUCUUUACUUGAGCCGAUCGAUGAAAAGGCCUCGACUGAUGUUGGUGGUCACACCGUCUACAUAUCCACCCGAACCUAUGGUGUUCUGUUUUCACUCUGUUUAUCAAGAGGAGGAACCAUUGUUGUCGUCUGGUCAACAACAGAUGCGCAUUGAAAUCCCUGACAGAACAAGUAGCUAUACAGUUUCUCAACCCGUCCGAGGUUUGAUCUGUUUUAUGUUACGAACUAAGGUUGCGGUUUACAAUCCGGGCAUGAAAAGAAUGGUUCAGGAUUUACCGGAGAUCCAAGGAUAUGAUCGUGGAAGGGAUCUCUUACAUUUUUUUCUUGGAUACGAUGUAGCUACGAAUGUUUUCAAGGUGUUAUGUGUAACACGGCCCGGAUAUAGUGAACCAUCUGAGAAAUAUCAGGUUUACACGGUGGGAUCGAGAGAAGAAUCUUGGAGACGGAUCAAAUGCAAGCGUGAUCAUCAACCAUAUACUGAAGGACUAUUUAAAGGAGAAGCUUUGUACUAUGGAGCUCAUGAUACCAAUAGUAACAAAUCUCUGGUCAUGUGCUUCAACUUAAGGUCUGAAACUUUUAGUGUCAUUGAAUUACCUAAUCAAGUUAACUUUUUUCGUCGUGGUUGGGACUUGGUGAAUUACUAUGGGAAAGUUGCCUUAUCUAUUAUCGAUAACCAAGACAAUGGAGUUUUGAGCAUAUGGGUUAGAAAUGCAAUGGGAGAAUGGUCAAGAGAAGAAGACAUUGUGGUUUCUCGUUGGAAAGAAACUAUUGAAACUAAGAGGAGGUUUCGUUUCAAAGGUACCGUUGGAACAAAAGAACUUGUUUUCGCACCAGACGCGUUUGAUCAUGAAUCACCCUAUGUGGUGUAUUACAAUACAGACUCGAAAAAUCUCAGAAGGUUUCAUAUUGAAGUGCUUGAUGUUCCUCCACGUUUAACUAGUGAUUAUGUUCGCGUUCGCACCUUCUUGGAUCAUGUUGAUAGUGCUUGGCUUAUGUGA